GUUUGAAUUCAUCACCUCUCUAUCUGCUUUAUAAAUUUGGAACUCCAACUCUUUCUUAUUCCAUGUAAACUUUUAUCUCUCUCUGACUGAAUCAUCCUCCUUUAGAUUUCGAGCUUCAACAAUGGAGUUCAUACUCCUGCGUGUCCUAGCUUCUCUCACGGUGAUUCUGGCGACUUCCCAUGCGGCUUUAACUCCCGAACUAUACUGGAAGUCAAAGUUACCCAACACGCAAAUGCCAAAAUCCAUCAAGGACAUGCUACAACAACAGUCAGACUUCAUGGAAGACAAGAGCACCUCAGUUGGCGUAGGCACAGGUGGAGUGAACGUUGAUGCCGGCAAGGGAAAGCCUGGCGGAACCAAAGUUGGCGUCGGGAAUGGUGGAGUCGGAGUCGACACGGGGAAGCCCGGAAAGGGGACCAGUGUCGGAGUUGGCAAAGGAGGAGUCGCCGUGCACACAGGACCCAAGGGCAAGCCCGUUUAUGUCGGGGUCAAGCCCGGACCCAGUCCGUUCAACUACAUCUACGCCGCAACCGAGACCCAACUUCGUGAUGAUCGAAACGUGGCCCUUUUCUUCAUGGAAAAAGACCUAAAACCCGGAACGACACUGUCUUUGCACUUCACCAAGACUUCGAACUCGGCCACUUUCUUGCCCCGCGAAGAAGCAAAAACCCUACCAUUUUCAUCUGACAAGAUAUCUGAUAUCCUGGACCACUUUUCCGUGGCGCCCGGAUCAGUGGAAGCCGAAAUGAUGAAGGACACUAUUAAGGAGUGUGAAGAACCAGGCAUUAAGGGAGAGGAAAAAUACUGCACAACCUCAUUGGAGUCCAUGAUUGACUACACCAGGACCAGGCUUGGAAACAAUCUGAAGGCUGUCUCUACAGAGGUGAAAAAAGAGACCCAGUUGGAGAAAUUCACCAUCAAAGAAGGAGUAAGAAGAAUUGCAGCAGAUAAAUCAGUGGUGUGCCACAAGCAAAACUAUGCAUAUGCUGUCUUCUACUGCCACAAGACUCAAGACACUCGGUUCUACAUGGUCCCGAUGAAGGGCGCCGACGGGACAGAAGCGAAGGCCAUCGCCGCUUGCCACACCGACACGUCAGCAUGGAACCCGAAACACUUGGCCUUCCAAGUGCUCAAGGUUAAGCCAGGGACUGUGCCUGUUUGCCAUUUCCUUCCUGAGGACCACAUUGUGUGGUUUCACAACUAGGGACUCCACUGUCAGUGAGAACUUGUGGUCGCUCUCCUGGUUUGUAUUAUGGUUGGAGGGUGCACAAGUCAUAAGUACGUCUGGAGACACUUCAGCUCAUCAUAUGAGCAAUACAUGUACUUCUUGUUAUGCAUACUAAUAAGUACAUGCAGUUUGUGGCUUGCGACAAACAUCUAUGGAUUAGCUUUAUGAAAUA
Molecule: messenger RNA, 1400 nt
Organism: Eucalyptus grandis
Lineage: Eukaryota; Viridiplantae; Streptophyta; Magnoliopsida; Myrtales; Myrtaceae
Product: BURP domain protein RD22
Exons: 3
Coding region: 122-1204 (360 amino acids)
Source: RefSeq, a predicted model, not a curated record